UAAAACAAACGGGAGGUAAAAUAGAGAAGCAUAAACCCUAAAGUGUUCAACCAGAACUCUCCAGAAUCCAGAUUGUAAUUAAAAGCAUCGGACAGCAAUUCCCCUUGUCGAAGUUCCAGUUGGCUUUAUGGAGGCUUCAAAGGAGCAACAAGGGCUUCUCAACCAGAUCCUUCCUCCUCGCCUGGAAGACGCGGGCCUCGAGGACUGCGCCCUACCGCCUGAAUCCAUCCACGAGGCCUUUUUUAAGGCGGCCGCGGCCGUGAAGUCCCGUGCCACGUCCAUCUUCUCCGCUUCCUCCGAAGAGUCGGGGGAUUGCGUCCCAGACCCCUUCCCUUCCGGGAAGGACAUGUCCGACAAAGUCGUUGGCUUGCCGCCGAGUACGGACGUGCCGGAUGCGUUGGUUGGAGUAUUUCCUGAGAAGGAUGCGCCCGGGUCUUGUGUUGCGGAGAAGGACAUUGAGGAGGAGGGGGAUAAGGUCGUGGUGGUGGGUGGUGGGUCAGAUGUGGAUAAGCAGGAGGAGUUAGGGAAAGGAAGGGGCUGUGUGGAUGGGUUGCAAGGACUAGAGGCUGAAUUGAAAAAUGGUGAUAAAAAGGUGGAUGAUGAAGAGGAGGAAAGAGGAAGUGAGAGGCCAAUUCUGACAGAGGGUUUUGUGUGAAUCCCAAAGUACUUGGUGGGUAAACUUCCAUCUUUUUGUUUUCCACUUGUAAUCAGUUAUAUGCUAUGUUGAAUGAACUACUAUUGUUAUGCAUAUGAUGAUCAGCUUUUGCUAUUGUAGAUUCUAUUAAAUGUCUCCGUUUUUGUUCCUCAUUCUCGAUUCUAAUAAAAUUGUUAGGUCUUAGUCUUCUGA
This is a messenger RNA of Tripterygium wilfordii, 847 nucleotides long. RefSeq lists its product as uncharacterized. The transcript has a single exon. Lineage: Eukaryota; Viridiplantae; Streptophyta; Magnoliopsida; Celastrales; Celastraceae. Bases 128 to 655 code for a protein of 175 amino acids. The record is from RefSeq and is a predicted model, not a curated record.